AUUUACGUUACACCAUUACUCUAUUGUAAGUCACUUUUUGUAACAAAAUAAUUACUUGAGGUAACUCCUAAUCUAAUAGGAACCCUCCCUACCUUAAGGAGUCCAGUGAAUUAAUAUACAUUAUUAACAAGGAUUUGACCAUAAAUCAUACAUCCCACGAGCCAAGAUAAAACCAAACCAGAAAUAUAAGGAGCAAUGACUUCUAAUGAGGCAAACGGGAGGACAUACCUCUCACUACUCCAAUCCUGUGACAAUUUCCCAUAUGAUAUCGUACCCUCGGACACAUACUACCUGUUGUUGCUCCCCAACGACGAUCAACCGCACGGGUAUCUACUUCCAGAGAUCGUCCAAAAGAUACCAUGGACUUCUCAAUUUCAUGUCAAUCACAAUGCGCCACGGACCGUCACAGUGCUGGACUCUUCCGGGGGUGAAGACAGAGCUGGCGCAGUGAACACUGCUUUCUCAGAACUAAUCAAUAUCUGCGUUGAGCGGAACCUCUUCCAUAUUUUAGAUGGUAAGCAUAGCGAACCGUUUGCCAUUGUGAGCGCGAAGUACCCCGUUCACAUGGAGCGCUUCGCCUCCGCGCUGUUUGGAAUUAUCAGUCGAGGCGCAUGUACCACGGCGUAUACCAAGACAGCAGACGGGACGUUGAAGCUCUGGAUCGCCCGUCGCGCGGCUCACUUAUACACGAGUCCCGGGAUGUUAGACAUAACCGUAGCAGGCGGCGUCAAAGCCGGCUCCCGUCCUAUAGACACCGUGAUCCACGAAGCCGACGAGGAGGCCUCUCUGCCCGAAGCGCUGGUGCGCUCGCGCGUGCGCUCCGUCGGCGUCCUGACGUAUAUCACCGCCACCGGGCCGGACUUCCCCGGAGAAAAGGGUCUUAUCAUCCCGGACGUCUUGUACGUGCACGAUCUGGAGCUUCCGAGCGAUGUCGUCCCCAAACCGAAUGACGACGAGGUUGAUACGUUCUACUGCAUGACUGUUGAGGAAGUGCAGAAGCAUCUGCUAAACAGGGAGUUCAAGCCUGAUUCGGCGGCCGUGCUUAUUGAUUUCUUUAUUAGACAUGGGAUUAUUACGGCGGAUAAUGAGAAGGACUUCAUCGAGUUGAGUAUGCGGUUGCAUCGUAGACUUCCUUUCAGGAUGCCUUGAUCCCAGAGUGAAAUGAGGUAUUAUGUUAUGAUCGCAGACUAGAAGGAUAGGGAGUACGGUAUAGAGUUAGAAAUAGGUCAUUAUUAUUAACGCUAGGAUAGCUACCUGAUUUAAUGAAGAUCUCUGGCUAGACGCC
Daldinia caldariorum is the source of this 1285-nucleotide messenger RNA. Its product is annotated as NUDIX hydrolase domain-like protein. The record is from RefSeq and is a predicted model, not a curated record. The transcript is spliced from 2 exons. NCBI's taxonomy places the organism in Eukaryota, Fungi, Ascomycota, Sordariomycetes, Xylariales, Hypoxylaceae. Bases 196 to 1149 code for a protein of 317 amino acids. Gene Ontology annotation, molecular function: 8-oxo-dGDP phosphatase activity.